This is a messenger RNA of Salvelinus fontinalis (brook trout), 744 nucleotides long. Its product is annotated as cytochrome c oxidase assembly factor 3 homolog, mitochondrial-like. NCBI's taxonomy places the organism in Eukaryota, Metazoa, Chordata, Actinopteri, Salmoniformes, Salmonidae. Gene Ontology annotation, biological process: mitochondrial respiratory chain complex IV assembly. The record is from RefSeq and is a predicted model, not a curated record. Gene Ontology annotation, cellular component: mitochondrial inner membrane. The coding region runs from base 48 to 326 and encodes 92 amino acids. The transcript is spliced from 2 exons.
UAAAAAAAAACGUACGUCACUUCUAUCAGACACAUAACAACACUGAAAUGGCGGCUGAAGGAGUUGAAGAGAUCGCUUCUAAGGAGCAAAUUACAGCGGCACAGAAACAACUUCUCAGGAAAAGACAAGAUCUCGACUAUUGGAAGAAAAACGCGCUAAAAAUACGUAGUCGCAACCGCAUAACUGGACUAGCUAUCGGGGCGUUUGUCAUCGGCAUGUUCAGCUACACUAUCCUCUCAGUGAAGCAGGAGAGGAUCAUGGAGGACAUUGAUAACGAGGCAAAGAUCAAUUACAUCAGAGGCCCCAGGACCGGGACCAACUCUUAGUGAUGUUCCCAGCUCUCUCACCUGCACAGGAACAGUGGAAGCUGAGCUCACACGGGACUGGACUGUCAAUCUGUCAUACACAACUGUGGCCAAAAGAUACACACUUGUUUUUGAAAGGUGGAGGCUCCUAUCAAUUUCUGUUAUUUCAAUAUGCAUUGUAGAGAUAGAUGUAACCAUGCACAUGCUCUAGACCUGGAUACCCUGCAAACUGGUUUCUGAAUAUAAUAUAACUUGUUAUAUAAUAAGAGGUUGUUUAAGAAUAUUACAUGGUUUGUGUAUUGUGCAACUAAUUGGCCUCGUAAUAUAGGAGAAAGCUUACGUGUUGGGCUAUUCCAUGAUAUUUGGAUGUUAUAGAAUGAAAUGAAACGUAAAGCUGCAAUCAGAUGAUUCGUGUGUAAUAAAUUAUUUACUUACUUGA